AUGAGUGUUACUGGUAUAAUAACUGGAAGGGCACGUGUCGUUUAUUCUUGUCCUGAAUUCUUACAUCUUUCUAAAGGUGGUCUCGAUGGUAAAAUUGUUGCGUAUAGGGAUUCUUGGAUUUCUAAAAAUUUUGAUAUUCAAGAUUGGGUUACUUUCAAAGCAAAAGCACAUGAACCGGAAGGUACUCAUGUCACUUUUGGUGUUAGAUAUAAGGCCUUACCAAAUAGUGUUCAGUUCGAGUCAAAAGGUAAAAUAGUCGAUGGUAUCGGUACUUUAAUGAAGGUUGAUGAAGCGAAGGGACAAUAUGGAUUUAUUACGGCAAAUAAUGGAUCCACAGUUUAUUUUACGGCUAGUGUAGUUCGGCCUGACACUAAGGAUAUUCGAACAGUGUUCAAACCUGGCAUGCAAAUUAGAUAUCGUGCCACUGAACAAAAACAGAAUCAAGUUCAGUGGAGGGCUAUUGCAGUGUGUCAUAAAAAUGCGAGUAUUGAUAUUUUAACUGGUCGACAACCGAAAUCUAUUGAUGCGGUUACAGGAAAUAGGUAUACUCGAUACUUAACGUAUAAUCUCGAUAGUAAUUUCAGAACUGUUAUUGGAUUAACACCGAAAAAGCCAUUGCAACCGACUGUAACCUCUAAUAAUAAUGCGGCACCUCUACCAGCCCCAAUCGCACCCCCGUCACCGGGUGGUGUGCACUCGUCGUUAUCGUUAUCUUUAUCCGGUUCAGUCAUAUCGAAUAGUGUUGGAUCACGCUCUAGUUCUGGGUCGCGUUCCGGAACGCCCGGAGGAGGGUUCGGUGGAUCGGCUUCACCUUUACCGUAUUUGAACUCGAAUGGUCACGAUGCACCUGACCCGCCGUCACCUUCGUCACGUUUCGGUUCCUCAAACUCUUUGGAUAUGCCACAAGUUGUUUUUCCUACUUCUUUACCGCCCACUCAAGCGGCUAUUCCUUUUCAUGAGGUUCCAACAACUGGAGAUGCAUACGAGGACGCAGUCCGUCGUCUAGCAUAUUUUGCACACUGUAUUUCCGAGAGUUCAUGCAAUUACUGCCUGUUUCGUUGA
This is a messenger RNA of Anisakis simplex (herring worm), 1062 nucleotides long. Lineage: Eukaryota; Metazoa; Nematoda; Chromadorea; Rhabditida; Anisakidae. The record is from the annotation of a GenBank genome assembly.